Messenger RNA from Macrosiphum euphorbiae (potato aphid), 2598 nucleotides. NCBI's taxonomy places the organism in Eukaryota, Metazoa, Arthropoda, Insecta, Hemiptera, Aphididae. The record is from the annotation of a GenBank genome assembly.
AUGAAUGGUGUAAAUAUAGAAGGUUGUUGUGUACGUUUGGGUUUUGGAAAAACAUAUCCAUCAAAAUGUGUUUGGAUCACCGGUAUUGAUGAAUCAGGAAACAAUUCUAAUUUUCUGCUGGCUUUUUUAGCUGAUUGUGGCACCAUUAUAAAUUAUUCGAUUGAUCGUAUAAAUAAACGGGCUUUAGUAUAUUAUAAUGAGAUUGUAAAUGCAGAAGCAGCUAUUAAUAAAAUGAAGCAUUGUUUUAUAAAUGGUGUUUAUUUGCGUGGUGAUUAUGCAUCUCUUGAGUGUCAAAUAAAAUUUGCUGAAUUCUUCAAUAAGCAAAAUGAUAAAAAACAUUUAUCAAUAGACCUGGAUAAUAUUGACAUUCAAAAUACAUUCAUUUCUAACGUUAAUAAACAAAAGUUAGCAGUAAGUCAUUAUGGCGAGGCAGAUAACACAUAUAUUGCUUCCAAGGAAUUUACAUCAGAAAUUACCUGUAUAUGGGUUGAUGGCAUUGCAGAUUCAGUCACUAAUGAAUAUCUGGAAUCUCAUUUUAGUCAAUUUGGACCUAUUCAUAAAUGUUUAAUUAACCGAUUCAACAAAUGUGCCUUGUUGUAUUUCCAAGAGGAAUUACAUGCACAGUCAGCUGUUACUGCAAUGAAUGGUAGCUAUAUAGAAGGUAAACAAGUUUAUGUUCGUUUAGCAUCUUUAAAGUGUCGAGCUUGUGAUGUACCUAAUAUAAAUAAUAAUAAUGUCACUAUUCAGCUAAGAGAUAACACGGCUCAAUCAUCACCUUACAGUGCACUUUAUGUAGAUCCUUCUUGCAAAUGUUCAAUUAAUGAUGAAACUUACCCGAUAAACAUCAGUGAUCCACGCAAUAGUUCAAUUAAUGUUCAUAAUGCUCAGUACACAUCACAGGAUAAAUAUUUAAAAACCUAUAAUAUUGACAUUCCUACUUCAAAAACAAUUUAUAUAAACAACAGUUCAAUUACAAUAAAAUUCAACGAGUAUCCACCAGAGAGACUCAAGUCUCCGACACAAUAUGCUAAUUCUGAUAUAUUAUCGCUACCAUUGCCAGAGUUUGCUAAGAAUAUUUCUAAGGAACUGACUAGCACAUCUUCAAGGUAUUCGCUAUCAUCUAACGCUUUUGGUAAUCAAGAUACAUAUACUUUUAAUGUACAUCACAAUGAGAUGAUAAACUACGGCUUACGGAAAACGGAUAACCAGGAUAAAAAGCAAGAACAAAAUAACAAUCAUCCACAUACAUCUGAUGCAAUAAAUACUGAUUUUGUCAACCCUAUAUCUAAAGAUUCAGAUAGGAAUAAAACAUUUUUAGAAAUAGGUUAUAAAUUCCGGGAUGAGUAUCCUAAGGAUCAGGAGACCCCAAGUAACUGGUUAACUAAUACAUCAAACUAUAAUUGUGUCGAAAAACUUGACCAUUGGUGUUCAAGUGAAACUAGUAAAAAAGAAAAAGAAGGCCAAAAAAAUGUACAAAGUAAACAAAAAUCUUUGAAUGGAUUUGUUGCAGAAAAUUCCAUUGAAUUUGUCGUUCAACCAAACUUUGUUGAUGUAGAAAAAUCAACUAAUAUUGAUGAAGAGAAGAUAGAUAAUGAUAUUUGCGAAACAAGUAUUGCUAACAUUUUACUAACUUUGAAAACAAAUUACCAAAAUAAGAUUAUACAUAAUGAAACCAAAGAUAAACAAAAAAAUACAAAUUGCAAUAAAUUAGCAGGCAGUAUUUCAAAUAAUGGAAAUAAUGAAAAUAAUAAAUCUGUUUAUUAUAAUCAUGUUAAUAUAAAUGAAUAUAAAAAUAAUGAAUCUCAAAAUAUUUCCAGUACUAGAUCAAUGGGAUACAAAAGUCACAAUAUUAAAUCUAAUAAAAUCCAAGGUGAAGCAGAAAAAACAAAUGUUAAUGAAUAUAUUAGCAAAGAUUUGAAGAUUAAAAAAAAUAAAGAAUUUAAAAAACCCAUAUUAUAUUUUGAUAAUCAUGAAAAAAAAAACAACUGUAAAAAAACAAUUUUGGAUUCUAAAUCAACAGAACCUACAUUUAGCAAGUGCAGUCUAUUUGAGUUUGACAUGUUUAAAAUAAAGCAGACUAUUAAUAAAAAAAAAGAAACAAAGAAUAAGGAUUGCAAGUUUAACAAAGGACCUACAACUAUUGAAGAAGAGAAACAAAAUUUAAAUAUACUUAAAAGCCACGAGAAUUCAAGAAAAGAUUAUAAAUAUAAAAAAAAAGAAGAUCUACAUCAAAACUAUUCUUGCUUCAAAUUCGAUAUCAAUAAUGACAAUAAGUCUACAAAAUAUAUUAAAGAAGUUGAUGGAAAUAUCACCAGCAGUCAUUGCUCCACAGAGAAUUCAUUAAAAAGGAGUCUUAGUAAUACCUCUGAAUAUCAUAACGAUUCUAAAAGAUGGAAAACAGAUAAUAAGACUUAUAAAAAUGAUUCUACAAAAACUUCAAAACAUCAUUCUCAAUUGUCAAAACCAAGCAAAAAUAUUCAUAAUAACUCGAAGCCAGAAAAUAAAAAGAGUAAGCUAAAUAAAACUCCGAAUCAACCUAGAACUCGAGGAUGGACCAACGGAUUUUCUAUGUUUGACAUUUUAUCAAGUAAAAAUUAA